AUGGAGCCCUUCCCUUCCAUCGACCCGCCAUUCAAUGCCUUUCUAGGGCCCCAGGUCGAGAUCAAUGAGGGUAAUCUGCGACGGGCCAACACAGUCUCUCCCGGCAACAUCAAGAGGAAUUUAGAACUCAAGGCCGCUCGCGAGAAAACAGCAGGGGUACGCGCCAAGGAUCCUGAAGGGAAGCUGCAACGAUCACAAACACAUCGCCCACUAGUGGCGCGUCCACCCCGAAAGGUCGGUCACUUCACGGUGCGAAGUGUCGGCCAGAAUGGCAAAAUAUUCCUGAGACCAAUUGCCGAUCCGCCAAAGAGCCAGCCAGCGUCCUUCCCAGUUGAUACGAAACCCACUCUGCUUCAGCCGCAGCCUGCAUCCGCCCGAGAAGAUCCGUCCAGAUGGUCCAGCUCCCAGCUUUCUGAGUUGCGGCCGCGCGAACGCCCCAAUCCCGAGUAUGUGUCCGAGUCUCCUCCCGAACUGUCGAGCACGCAUCGUACCAGGCCCAAUUCCUUUUCUACUCUGUCAGAGCAACAGUCCACGGCUGGCGCUGGGAAACGGGGAGAGUUGCGAAUUGUGAUCGAUAGAUCGGAAGACCGUCCCAAAUCGGCAGAUGAGAAUUCGACUAUGGAAAGUCCCACGCCUCGCUUUCGCUUUGGGUCACCGCGGUUGAAUGAGGGUACAGCGAUGCAGAGCAUAGUAUAUUCGCGAACUUCAAUGUCGGACAACUUUCGGAAUUCCACCCUGCUUGGGGGCGUGGCAGACCCGUUGCCGGGUCUGCAUACACCCCAUGUUCGAGACUCUUUCUCCAGACAUCGGCCGUCUUUUGCGAUUUCGAUGUUCUCGGGCACUGCUGCGGCCAUUGACAUGAGCAGGUCUUCGCCGAUUCCGCGCAAUUCGAUGGUCUAUGAAUUAAAAGAGCCGGUUGAGCCAUCUAUAUAUGAAACGCUGGUAUAUGAUAUGGAUGAUGGAUCAGUGGUUCGAUACGUUCCUGGCACAAAAGAUAUUAGUGCUGCAACUCCGGCUCGCAUCGUUGCGCAAAUUUCUUCCGAGUCUUUCAUGGACUAUGAGUUGGUCUCGGACUUCUUUCUCACCUUUCGUUCCUAUCUGUCCACUUCUCACCUUCUGGCGCUUCUUCUGGCGCGUUUGAAGUGGGCGAUCAACCGAUUACAAGAUGAUGGUCGGAUUAUCAGAAUCCGAACAUUCGCGGCUUUGCGCCAUUGGAUUCUCAACUACUUUGUCGAUGAUUUUGUUACGAAUUACGAACUUCGGAAUCACUUUUGUGAUACCAUUAACGAGCUUUAUGCAGAGGUCAGGUCUCGAGAAAACGGCGGCACAAGUGACCGGAAGAUUCUCAUUGACUUGAAGCGAUGCUGGAACGGCAAAUGCUCGGUCUACUGGUCUUCUCCUGACUUAUCUCGAGCAUAUAAUGACCCUGAAAUUCCUAUCGUCCCUGGAAGCGCUGAAAUAGAGAUACCCAAAACCGAAGAGCAGCAACAGAACAUCCCUCCUGCAUUGACCCCAACUGCCGACACCACCUUUCGCCAAAGCAUUCCUUACCCUGCCCAGCAUGAUCGGAACGAUUCUGGUGCAACGGCCACCAGCAUUCCACUGUCAGCCAAAAGCGAGCAAAGCAUUAUGGCGCUGUCGUGCUCAUUGCCCCCCAAGUCACCAAAACGCUUCUCCAUGUCUGCAUCGAGAGGGAAAGCCCCACGCCCGGUGGUGUUGGGUCUCACAAAAUCCAAGUCCCCAUCCAGAUCCCACGAAAGACCCUUGUCACCCGCAUCUCCUAUGAUUUCGCGGCACCCGUACCACAGUCAUAGCCACCAAAGAAGUGGAAGCUUUUCCGACUCGGUGCGGGAUGAUCGACAGCCGACGUACGCAACAACGUCACAGUCCGGACCCGUCCCACAGGAGUCUUUGGAUACUGUUAGUUUGAUUCGCGGCGAACUUUUCCCCCCUGCCGAGUCAUACAUGACCAUGAUGGCACCCGACUCGCCUCCCCUUCCUCCGCCAUCAAAGAACGCCAACCCCGAUCGUCGCAGCACCCCCGAUGUACCAAAGUCUGCGCCCAAUUCGGGUAUGAGAACCAUCAUUGGCUCGAUCAAGCGGGCAUUGCAUACACGAAACGGUGGACAAAGUGUUUCUGCUCGCAUUGCCAACGCCCAGGAAGCCCUUUCUCUGCCUUCCCGCGGUAAGACGUCCGCCCUACCAACUGGAAUGGCUUUUGGCUCCGAAUACUAUCGAGAGAGAAAAAUGGCCGCUGUUCCCAAACGCCCUGCCAGAAUUGACAUUCUCUGCGAUGAGGUGUUGAAACAAUAUCGGUUAGCUAUGAAUAAGGAAACCCCAGAGGAACAGAACCACCCACCAGCCCCUCAAGGCCACCUAGAACAGCAUGCAUCCAACGCCCAUCUUUCGCCGAUGCAGAACGAGACCGAUCCCAAAAUCAGAAGCGGAAUCACCAUGGGCAGUGGCUCAAUCGUCAUCGUCGACGACACAGGGUUUGAAAUGCCCUUCAUGUCAGGGGCGGCACAGCAACAAGAAGAGACGCCCGAUACUCAUGAUAUUGGCUAUCCCACGUCAGAAUUCCGCGUGCCAGAGGACGCUGCUUCGACACAAUCGAUACCAGUAGAGGGGGAAUAUCUUCGACCAGUUUGUUACAAUGCUGAGGAUUCCGGAAGAGCCCCGCUGUCAAAUGUGUUUUACCCACCUCGCCCUCUCACGCCACAGAGGUCGUCUUCCGUUGAGCGUAUAUCAACGGCCUUGAAAAAGAAGAACUCAAUGUCUCUUCGCCUUCGAAAAUAUGCAUCUUUCCAAAGUGGAAUAUCACGGAAGCGGUACUCUAUGAACAGCGAGUCCACUGUCGGAUCUGCCUCGAUGCCGGAUCAAAAUGGACAACAGGCAGGGCCCGCUCUUCGCAGGCGCCGAGGCGGGAAUUUGCGUCAAAUGCACACCGGGGAGGAGUCUCUCUCAGGUCGUGAUUCAUUCGCUUCUUGGGAUGAUUCGGUUGCGGAUGGAACUGCCCCCUCUGAUCAAGGUGUCUCGAGACCCCCUUCAGCCCUUAUCCCGCCUAACCCCAUGUAUUCGCUCAUUCAACCUCGCAAUUCUCGACAAAUUAGGCGUUCUUUCGAAUCAGUCAUUGCGAAGUUUGCGCAAAUCCCAGAUGACGAUGAUGGCGGCAUUGAGUCUACAUUGUUAAAAUUAGAAGGAAAAUGGGAUGGACCACCCAGCGCCGGGAAAGAUUCUGGAUUCACCCAGGUAGGUGGAUCUAGCUCUCACCGAGAGCAGCCCUUGGUUCCUCGUGGACUCGAAAUUUCCAAGCCUGGGUGGGAAGUUCUCUCUCGAAGACGCCAAACUGAUAAGUCGGCUUAUUCCACCGUUGGGGGUCGAUUGGCACCCCCGCGGCCUUAUUCUGACUCCGUGGCUGAAUCCGAGGAUUCUUACAAUUCUAUCCCCCUCCUUGAGCGUGGUUUGACCGAUGAGUCGAUGAAGUGGCAGCCGACAAGCCACCCAGCCCACUAUGAUCUUAAUGGUGCCCCGCUCAGCCUCAUAUCCAGCCGUGAUACCUCCGAGCUUGUCUCCUCACAUCCCUCAAUACAGCUCGUGCACGAAACUGACAGCAUUCGUCGCAUCCCUCCUGGCUCAACCGUUCCCGCCGCUGCCGAUGAUGCGGGUCAAAUCACCCCAACGCGUUUCUCGGUUCUGUCAUCUGAUGGCUCAGUUGAUGUGAUUGACCGGCGUGAAGCCAUGGGUCUACGACAAUCCACUGACCGCCGUAGUCUCAGCUCAUCAACUGUUGAAAUACCACCUCAUCCUUUAGCGCACCCUCCAUCCCCGCCAAUGACUAUCCAGAACCCGGGGUCUUUCACAUCCUGUGCCUCGCCUCUGAAUACAGUGCAAUUCCAGGCACAGCCUCUUACACCCGACACAUCCCCAAGGCACAAAGAUGCUACGAAAGCAGCCUCGCGACCUGUCAAUAUCCAACAGGUUUCCAGCGAUGUCUUAUUUAACUCAGAGAACAACCAUAACGAACAAAUCCCAACCAGUCUCCUCCCCGAUCACGUUCCAUUCGUUCUCGCCUGUGAAUCUCAAGUCCUGGCCCAGCAAUUGACCAUUAUCGAAAUGGCUGCGCUACGCGAAGUCGACUGGCGAGAUCUAGUUGAAAUGAAAUGGAGCAGCACCUGCCCACUAGUCACCAACUGGGUUCAGUUCCUUACACACGAAGAACGCAAGGGAAUCGACUUGGUAGUCGGUCGCUUCAACCUGAUGGUCAAAUGGAUCUUGUCGGAGAUUGUCUUGACCCGUGAUAUCCAUGAACGCGCUCGCACAAUCAUCAAGUACAUCCACACAGCUGCCCACGCACGUCGCAUCUGCAAUUACGCCACUAUGCUUCAAAUCGCUAUUGCUUUAUCUUCGUCUGAUUGUUCCCGCUUGCAGACAACCUGGCAACUCAUUCCCUUGGAGGACAGACGACUGUUCAAGGAUAUGGAGUGUUUGAUUCAGCCGGUGCGAAAUUUCAAUGACCUGCGUGUUGAGAUGGAGACAGCCAAUCUUCAAGAAGGCUGCAUACCGUUUAUUGGUCUAUACGUCCACGAUCUCACCUAUAAUGCCCAGAAGCCUGCUCAAGUCAGCAGUGAUGACGGUGGUCUUCUGGUGAACUUCGAGCGUUAUCGGACAGCAGCGCGUAUCGUCAAAAGCCUGCUGCGCCUGAUUGAAGCCAGUACAAAGUACAGGUUCGAGCCCGUGCAAGGGAUUGUCGAACGGUGCUUGUGGAUUGCUUGUCUUCCUGAAGAGGACAUUCAAGCUCGAAGCAAAGCACUUGAAUAA
This is a messenger RNA of Penicillium salamii, 4818 nucleotides long. The record is from the annotation of a GenBank genome assembly. NCBI's taxonomy places the organism in Eukaryota, Fungi, Ascomycota, Eurotiomycetes, Eurotiales, Aspergillaceae.